AUGAACCAACCUGAAGUCAUCGAUGCCAAUGAGCUGGAAGUGGCGCUUCAGGAAAGGGAACAAUGGCAAGGAGUUUGGCCUGCAGUCCGUGUCAUGGACUUUCAUGAUGGGAAAAUAACAAUUGAUCGUGCUUUUGAGCUUGCUACCGAGCUAGAGAACUUUUUGAAAGAGAAACCACAAGCACAACUACGAUUAAUUCUAUUAGAGACUCGUCAAGUCACUCCUAGUACAAAAAGUCCUAGGCAAGGCGAGAUUAUCUCCGCCGCUAUCAAUCCAGCCAUGCUAAAAUGUCUCCGAAAGCACGCAGGGCUAUUCAACACUUUCAUUGAGGCGACUUGCGGCAUCGGGCACUGGUACUCAGCAAAACACAUGUGCUACAGCGAUGAUUACAAGGAACAGCAACACAAAAAGGAUUUCGAGAUUUUCUACGAAUACAUCCCUCAAGAGAAGAAGCACUCGUGCACGCAACUCUCAAUAGCCAAAAGCUCAGCCACAUACUUCUUUCUUGAUCUUCCCGGAUCGGUGCUUGCACGGGUUCUCGGGGAUGUAGCCGAGGAUGCUAAACUCUCGGCGCGCUUCUUUUACAUCGAUACCUUGAUUGCGGAUGAAGCAAUGAGGACAUGGCAGAAAGACAUUGCAUUGAAGCGCACAGAGCUAAAAGCUUUAGACAAAACAGUCGACCAUUCAGAGGUUAACAACCAAUCCAUCCAUGAGCUGCAUGCCCUGGCUCGGGAGUGGCAUAUACUAGCACGGAAUCUGUCCGACUAUUCUGCCCUUCUGAAGUUCUUUAAGAGUUGCACGUCACGAUAUUAUGCGAUAACAACCGUAUACGCAAAUCUAUCAGCGCGGGAGAUCACCCAAUUGACUGCGACUCUCGAAUAUCUGGAUUCGAGUUGCCAGUCACUGACCUACUUGAUCUCCGACUACAGCGGUCGAACCAAAACACGGAUUGACUUACUAUACCAUCUUGCCAACCAAGCAGAGAGUCAGUCGACCCGGGAGCUCGCCGAACUAGCACGGCAAGACAGCGCUGCGAUGCUCACCAUUGCGGCAGUCACUCUAUUAUUCCUCCCUGGCACUUUUAUUGCGGCGAUAUUGAGCACUCCCAUUUUCAAUUUUGCGGAUGGAGAGAUGCAGGUUUAUAGAAAGUGGUGGAUAUUCCCCGUCACUGUAGCGCCGUUUACUAUUCUUGUGUUUGUCGUCUGGUUCGCCUGGCUGGGCCAUAAGCGUGGGAAAUGGGACAAAAAAUAG
Messenger RNA from Trichoderma breve, 1251 nucleotides. RefSeq lists its product as uncharacterized. Bases 1 to 1251 code for a protein of 416 amino acids. NCBI's taxonomy places the organism in Eukaryota, Fungi, Ascomycota, Sordariomycetes, Hypocreales, Hypocreaceae. The transcript is spliced from 8 exons. The record is from RefSeq and is a predicted model, not a curated record.